GUCGACUAGUAGUGAUUAGUGAAGUGAAGUGAAGUCAGUUGGAUUUUGAACGUGACGGUGUAAAGUCAUUAGUAUUUGGGAAGCGAGUUUCUAAAUAAAAAUUUUGGUGGUGAUUUUUAUUUUCAUUUUUUUUGUUGAAAUUUAAUUAGAAGAAAUUAGUAUGGCUGCUCCAGCAUUAAAAGAUUUACCAAAGGUUGCAGGUGAUUUAAAAUCACAACUUGAAGGUUUUAGUGCUGAAAAAUUGCAUCAUGCUGAAACACAAGAAAAAGUUGUAUUGCCAACCGCUGAAGUUAUAAAAGAUGAAAAAAAUCGUCAAAAUGUUUUAAAAGAAAUAAAAGGAUUCGAUACAGUGUUCUUAAAUCCAACAAAAACUGUUGUUAAAAAUGUUUUACCAACAGCAGAAGAUGUUGCAGCAGAAAAAAGCCAGAAAACAUUAUUUGAUGGUAUUGAAAAAUUCGAUCAUGGUAAAUUAAAGCAUGCCGAAACCAAUGAAAAAAAUCCAUUACCAGACAAAACAGCGAUUGAGCAAGAAAAAGAAAAAUUAAAUUUCAUCAAUGGUAUUGAAAAUUUUGACUCCAGUAAACUAAAACAUACUGAAACUCAAGAAAAGAAUCCUUUGCCAACCAAAGAAACUAUUGAGGAAGAAAAGAAGGCAUAAAAAAUUAAAAGAAAAAAAAUUUGAACAAGCAUGACUUAAAAAAAUCAUGUGAACACUUUUAUAAAUUAACAUUAAAAAAAAUUAUUUUCAUUUAAAAUAAUUUAACAUUUUUUUUUUAAAUUUAAAAUAUUUUUUUUUCUUAAUUUGUAAUAUUAUUUUUAUGAAAAAAUAUUAAAAAAAAAAUUAUUCAAUUCUUAGAUAUAAAAUAUUGUAAUGCUUAAAAUAUGGCUUAAAAAAUAAUAAUUUAUGUGUAGUAGCGUUUAAAAAGAAAAAAAAACUGUAUUAUUUUUAUGUAUAAGAAUAAAAUUAACAAAAUAUAAUUUAAACAAUGUUUCUUAAUUGUUUUAUUAUUACUUUUUUUUUGAUUUCAGUAAUGAUUUCAAGAUUUAUUUUAAAUAAGUAUAUGAAAUAUCUAAAUGUUUUUUAUAUUUGAUUUUUUCUUUAAAUUAAUAUAUUUUUAUAUAAGUAAACUAUUUUUAUAUAAAAAGAACAUAUUACAUAUUAUUAAGAGAAAAUAUUUAUAUUAAUAUAUAAAAUUUUUAAGAGCAAAUGAAAAAAUGAAUAAAGAAAAAUAAUUUUAAUAAAUCUUUAUUUAAAAAACAAAAAACAAAAAUAUAAAACACUGAUCAUAAAAAUAUGAGAAAAACAAAUCCAAUUAUAAUUAUUAUUAUUAACAUCAUUAAAAAAGAAAAAAGUAAAAUGAAAACAUUAAACCGCUCUCUUUUAACAAACUUUUCAGGGAGUUUAAUUAAAACAUUAAAAUAAAAACUUAUGUUAUAAAAAAUAAUUAUAUUAUACAAUUUUAUUAUCAUUUUUUUUUUAUAAUUAUAUAAUUAUUAUUAUUGUAAAAUCAAUCAAUUUUUUUUAUAAUUCGUAAUUUACUGUUAAGAAAACAAAAAUCAUAUAAAUAUAUAUAUUUAUAUAUAAUCGAUAAUCAAUCAACUAACAACUAUUGAAAAUCUUUAUUUAACAAAAAUUAAAAAUUAUAUAAUUAAAUGUGUAAAAAAAAACGAAGGAAUGAAUUUUAUGUGAAUUAUACUUUUAUAAUAUAAUAUAUAUUAUAUUAAUCCAAAAUAAAAGCAAACUUUUUUUAUUUUAAUAAAAUAUUAUUAUUAUAUAAACCACAAAUUAAAUUAAAAAUGAAAUUUUCUAUUUAUCAUAACUGCAAAAUUUAUAAAAUUUUUAAAAAAAUAUAUAUAUAAAUAAUAUUAAAAAUAUAUUAAUUAUAAAAUAAAAAAAAAAUUUUGUAAAUUUUGUACUUAAUUUUCGAUCCACCACUCUUUUUGAUAGAGGUUAUGAUAAAUAUUAAAUAUUUACUAAUUAUACUAACCUAAUUACUUUUAAUAUACAUUAAAUAUUUUAUUAAAAAUUUCAUAUAAAAAAACAUUAACAGAUUAAAAUAUCCUCCUAUAAUAUUGUCACCUACAAUAUAUUAUAUAUUUAUAUAACAUGAACAAACAAAAGAAAUAAAAUAAGUUUUGUACUAAUUAAAAAAUUAUGAAAACUAAUUUAAAAAAUUAACAAAUAUCUUUAAAAAAUAUAUAUAUUUAAUUAUAAAAAAGAAAAAUUUUAAAAACAACACGAAUAAAAAACACUAUAAUUAAAAAUAUACAAAUAUAUUAAAAAAAAUUAUUUAACAGAAAAAAAAAUAAUAUGUAUUAAACAAAAAUCUAUAUAUAAAUAUAUAUAUAAACACUAUAAAUAUAUAUUCUAUAUAAAGAAUUUUGACUAACUUAACCUAAUAUAAACAUCAAUUAUUAAUAAUUAAAUAAAAACUAAAAAAAAAAUUAAUUAAGAUAAAAUAUAUUAUAAUUUUUAUAAAGAAAACCGACUACAAAUUAAAACACUUAUAUAAAAAUUACAUAAAUCCAUAUUUUAGUAGUUUUUUAGAUUUAAGAAUUUAAAAUGGAAAGCAACAAUUUUUAAACAAUUAAAACUUUAAAUAACAUUACAUUAUAUUUAUAUAUUUCCUUAACAAUUUUAAUUAUAUAUAUAUAUACAUAUUGAGAAAACAUUUAUAUCAAUAAAAAAAAUAAAUUGACGAAUUAAAUUUAAAAAAAAAAGUACUAAGACAAAACAAAAACAUCAUGCAUUAUAUCAUACGUACAUUCAAAAACAAAAAAAAAAUAAAUAUAAUUAUUAAACUAAAUUUUAAAAAUUUAAACAUAAAAUUUUAUACUACCAACAUAAUAUAUAUAUGUGUUUCAAAUUAAUAAAUGUAUUAAUAAUAAAAUAAAAAUAAAUUAAAAUUAAUAUA
Messenger RNA from Condylostylus longicornis, 2915 nucleotides. RefSeq names its product thymosin beta (gene cib). The transcript is spliced from 5 exons. Lineage: Eukaryota; Metazoa; Arthropoda; Insecta; Diptera; Dolichopodidae. The record is from RefSeq and is a predicted model, not a curated record. Gene Ontology annotation, biological process: actin filament organization. Gene Ontology annotation, molecular function: actin monomer binding. The coding region runs from base 161 to 658 and encodes 165 amino acids. Gene Ontology annotation, cellular component: cytosol.